CUGGAUCUGGUAAAUACUGGCAGUGGCAGUGUCCCAUACUUCCCUCGCAAGAUCUUCUUGCCCAUUCCCGGCUCCAAGACCGCCAGGUCAGAAACAGCACAGCCCAACUCUCGCGUCAACCCCGGUAACGUCCAAAACCAAGAAGAAUACACUUUGGUUGGUCUCGGUAUCCGCACUGUAUCCUUCUUGUCCAUCGAAGUCUACGUCAUGGGCCUCUACGUCCGCACCCAAGACAUCUCAACUCUGCAAGCUCGCCUCAUCCACCUGAUCAACCCUAACGCUUCUACCCUCGUGCCUGGCGAGAAGGAUAGUCUCAAGCAACGCAUGCUCGACGCCGACACCAGCGUCGAGAUCUGGGAGCAGAUGCUGCGUGAAGAAGGCAUCCGCUCUGCCUGGCGUGUCGUCCCGUCCAAGAACACCGACUUUGCCCAUCUGCGCGACGGCUGGGUCAACGGCAUCAAGCGCGCCACCACUGAGAUCAAUAGAGUCAAGCAAACUAACCCUGCGAUCAUGACUUCAGACUACGAGAACGAGUCGUUUGGUGAUGCUAUGCGUGACUUCAAGGGCAUGUUCAGUGGUGGUCGCACACCCAAGGGCUCUGUGGUGCUGAUGUUGAGAGACGCUCCUGGAUCCAUGGAAGUAUUGUUCGAAGACCCGGCAAAGGGUACUGGCAUUGAGAGAGUUGGCAAGGUCGAGGAUCCCAGAAUCAGCAGGCUGAUCUGGAUGGGUUACUUGGCGGGCAAGAAUGUCAGCUCGGAGCCCACGAGGAAGGCUGUAGUCGACGGCUUCGUGGGAUUUGCUGGUCGCCCUGUGGGAUCGGUGGAGACCAUGGUG
Messenger RNA from Aureobasidium namibiae CBS 147.97, 834 nucleotides. RefSeq names its product chalcone isomerase. The transcript has a single exon. The record is from RefSeq and is a predicted model, not a curated record. NCBI's taxonomy places the organism in Eukaryota, Fungi, Ascomycota, Dothideomycetes, Dothideales, Saccotheciaceae. Gene Ontology annotation, molecular function: intramolecular lyase activity. The annotation marks the transcript as partial.